GCCCCAGCAAUCCCUCUUACCAGCGCAAUGGCAGUCUCAGGUUGCAACAAGGACAAUGUCAGAGUAGGCUAUAAAAAAUGUGGCUACCCUGGUCAUCUGACUUUUGAAUGCCACAAUUUUCUCCGAGGAGACCCCAAAAGGGAUAUAGUUCUGGAUGUCAGCAGUACAAGCAGUGAAGACAGUGGUGAAGAGAAUGAAGAGUUAAAUAAAUUACAGGCAUUACAGGAAAAAAGAAUAAAUGAGGAAGAGGAGAAGAAAGAAGAAAAAAGUAAAGAAAAAAUCAAAUUGAAAAAGAAAAGGAAAAGGUCUUAUUCCAGUUCCACUGAAGAAGACUCUUCCAAAUAAAAGAAACAGAAAUAUCAGAAGAGAAAAGAAAAAAAGAACAAAUCCAAAAAAGGAAAGUAUCACAAAAAGGAAAAAAAGAAGAGAAAAAAGGAAAAGUAUUCUUCUACCCCUAAUCAUUCUGAAUUCACAAAAAAGUAA
Octodon degus (degu) is the source of this 483-nucleotide messenger RNA. RefSeq names its product protein SREK1IP1-like. Lineage: Eukaryota; Metazoa; Chordata; Mammalia; Rodentia; Octodontidae. The record is from RefSeq and is a predicted model, not a curated record.